AUGUACGGUCGUCAGCACUGCUUUGUCAUUGAGUACCUCGGUCCACAAGGUGCUCGGCUAGUGGCCAUGCAGGCUCUGGAUGAGAGCAGCAAGCGUACUUGGAUGUCAAGUCUGCUUCAGUCUGUGAGCAUGCUGGCGGGCCGCACGCAAGUCCACGCCCCUUUGCUGCUGGGAUCUUCUCAGGGGCUUGCAGCCAGUGAAGGAAAGCCGCAAGAGGCACCUCCACUCCAGCGACACCAGCGUCCGCAGGACGUGGCAGCUUCGUCAUCAGAGGCGCAAGCACAACAUGGCGGCACGGGAGCUUCAUCCACGUCCUCAAGCUCUGGAAAGGGCCGCGGCAAGGGCCCGCCGCUUCCAAGCAAAGGGGCCAAGGGGUUGAAGGGCGCCGGAAAAGGAGCGCCUCCAGUGCCCCCACUUCCUCUCGGAAAGGGCAAGGGCAAGGCUCAGCCAAAGGCUUCGGCCAAAUCGCUGCCCUUCGGAAAGCGAUUGAACAUGAAGGAUUCAGGGGCUCUUCCGCAGACUGCGAGAGGCGAGAGAGGCGAACAGCCAAGCAUCUUCCAGGGGCUUUUUGCCAAGAGAGCUGGACAAGCACAAGAGGACAUCGAAACCCUGCGGUCGCUGUUCUCGGAGAACAAGGCUUCCGCAAGCUCCAGCACUGGCAAGGGCGCGCCAUCCCUGUCGCCGGGUACAAGUGCAACCCCGCGCAAGAUCUUCCCGGAUGCGGUGGCCCGGAAUUGCCAGAUCGUCCUGCGGGGCCUGCCGCUGCGGGGCCAGGACCUCUUCGAGGCCGUGCGGCUCCUUGAGCCGGGCCCCCUGGACCAGGACCAGCUCGAGCGCCUGGCGCAGAUGAUGCCCGAGCCCUCUCUGAUGAUUCAGCUCCAGGUGGCCAGCGAAGGUCCCUGCCCCUUGCGGGACGCGGAACAGGCCUUGGUGCCUUUCAGCCAGCUUGGGCGCCUUCAGGAGAGGCUCAAGGCCCUCACCCUUGCUGCCAACCUCCAGCCUCAAGAGCUUCGGCUCAUGGGACAGAUGCAGGCUGUCAGAGAGGCAUGUGCACAGAUGCGUGAGUCUAGCAGCCUCAAGCACAUCCUGGCCACAGUUCUUGUGAUGUACAACUAUGUGAACUUUGGCCAAGUAGAGCGGGCAGAAGCACGAGCCUUCGACAUCGCCAACCUCCUUCAUUUGAAUGAAUUUCGAGCGGAUCGCGGUGCUCCCUUCCCAAAGUUCACAGCGCUGCACUACGUGGCCAUGAGGCUUCUCGCGGAUGAGUCUGCCAAGUCUGUCCGCACCUUGCAGGCUGAGCUGGGAAGAGUAGCGGAGGCGGCGGGCAUCUGCCUCAGGUACAUUGGAACCUCUAUCGAGCAAUUAGUCGAAGACAUCCGGAAGCUGCGGGAAGAGCAGCGGGCCAAUGCGACGUUGUAUGGGGCUGUCGAGGAGCCAGCUCCAGCACCUCCACUGCCGCCGCCAUUGCCAUUGCCAUUGCCACCGGUACCUACCCCGCCUGUGGCUCGUCGACUCACGGAGCUCAGCGAGGUCUCCGAGUGUGAAGAGAUGACGCCGAGAGUUGACCUCAUUCCGCAGCAGACACCCCGAUGCGGUGCCAGAGCGGCGGCCUGGAUACGCCAGGCUGUGGGGCAACUUGGGCCAACAGAGCUGGCGGAUCUGGCGAGAGGAGCACCUCAACAAUGCCCGAGCUCGACCUGGCUACUCCUCAGGGAAGGCACGCGGAGUCGCAAAGUCUUCGUCACCGUGUCUGAGCUCGGUGUCCUGUGCUACGCCGAGAGCAUGGCGAGCCCGGAGUCCGUUCGGUGCUUGCCGCUCAUUGGCGCAGAGGUGUGUCCAGCGGAGUCUCCAAACGGCUUUCAGCUCAUCUGCCUGGAGAAGCCCGGUUGCACGACCAGGAGGACCUGCAAGUUCCAAGCCCCCGAUCUUCAGGCGUGCUUCCUCUGGCAGAGUGCCCUCAGGGCUGCUGCGAACCGGGCUGGUGCAGGUUGGCUUCAGGUGCGGAGCGCCUUCACUUGGAAAUGCCGCUGGGUGGUCAUCGUGACAGUCCCCUCACAGACGGGUCGCGGAAUCUCAAGGUUGUCCGAUGCAAGCCGAUGCUCUGUGCCUCUGCGGGCUGGAGCUCGUUGGCUGAUGUGGUUCCGCAGCCCAGAGGACAUGUUGAUUGGAGAAAUCUGUGGCAGCGUAGAGCUGAGCAGCACAGAGGUAUUCAAUCGAAAUCCACGAGCCUGCAGCUUUCGAGUGGGUUACAUUCAACACGGUCGUGGGGGAGAAACUUUGUCCAAUCUCUCUCUGAGGGCGCGAGAUGAGGCAGAAAUGGACAGAUGGACGGAGUACAUACGCUCUCCGCAGCCGGCACAGCCACCACCUGCCACGGACACAGCGCGCUGCUCGCCUGAGUCGAUCUCGCACCGAAGCUCUGAGUGUUCUAUGCCCUCUCCGGGCAGUGGAGGCGGACGAGUCCCCAUUCCGCGUUUAAACUUGGGGGCAUGCUCGCAUCUCGAGAGCGCCCGAAGCAGAGCUUCACUCGCAACCGCAAGCACUACCACACCCACCACGCAGUCCUCGCCAUCUCCGAAGAAGGAGACAAGAAAGCCAAAGAAGAAGGAGCGUGAGCGGGACACGCUGUGGACCGAGAUUCAUCGCGACAUCAUCACUCCAAGACCUGGAUUGGCUAGAGCCCCACGAAUUGUGGAAAGCCGAACAUGCGACGACUCGAGCUCCGAGGACUCGGACUACUCCGAGAGCGAGGAGACGACCUCCGAGCCGGAUGCACCCUCGCCUGGCCCAGACAGUGGAGUCGCCACUGCCAGCGCGGCCAGCGCGGUCAGCGCGGCCUUGGCCGGGUUGACGGCUCGGCGGCCACUGAACGCCGAUGUGUCGGUCUCCACCUACGCAAGAAUGACGGCCCUGGCAGACGAGGCCGAUUUGUCUGUGAACCGCUUGACAAGAAGUCUGGACGAAACCUUGGAUGAGGGCAAGCAGCUCCUGCUCUUCUUGGGACAGAAGAUGCCAUUGAAUGCCAGCCGCGAGGCGGCCCAAGUGGAACUGGGUGUCAGUGUCCGCUCCGUUUUCGACACUGUCAACAAGUUUAUACACCUUCUCAAAGGUGCUGUGUCAGAUGUGGAGAAGUUCCAAAGUCGCAGCAGCGGACGCAGCAGUGCGGCAGCUAAAUCAGCACCAUCCAGCAACUAUGGCUUCUACAGACGUCGAAGGAGUUCUGGCUCCUGCCUUCCAGCGACCGAGACGGAACAGUGCAACCAACUUGCCCGUGAUUGCGUUUUGCGGGCAGUAAGCCGUGCGUGCAAUGUCGAUGUGCCUGUCACAGCAGCUGCAUCACGUGCCAAGCGAACAAAGGCCGGGGCAAGUGCGCCCAAGGCUCCGAAAGAGGUAAGUGCCCAAGUGGCAUGUGCCUUCGACGAGCUUGACUGA
This is a messenger RNA of Symbiodinium natans, 3432 nucleotides long. NCBI's taxonomy places the organism in Eukaryota, Dinophyceae, Suessiales, Symbiodiniaceae. The record is from the annotation of a GenBank genome assembly.